Molecule: messenger RNA, 558 nt
Organism: Candidula unifasciata
Lineage: Eukaryota; Metazoa; Mollusca; Gastropoda; Stylommatophora; Geomitridae
Source: the annotation of a GenBank genome assembly
CAUCAGCAUAGAGCCUUUGUUUCCUCAAGUGUGUGCGUGUCGGCCAGUGAUGUCCAGGCCCUGGAGUGAAGAUGAGCCCACACCUGUGGAGUUGGCCUCCAAACUCCUUUCUCUUCCUUGUCCCCUUCUCUUUCGAAGGCAGGAUAAAUUCAAACUAGUCCAACUUAUAAUGGAGUCGAGACAUUACAUCUUUGCCAUGAGGAACUGCUUCUAUCUGUUGCUGAGCUGCCUGCUGGCGGUUGUCCUGGCCCAACUAGUCUGCUGCUUGCUGCUUCUACCUCCAGCACUGACAGUCCAGCAUGUGCUGUGGCUGGUUGUGGUGGUGGUCCCAGCAUUGAGCCUCUCUCUCAUGGCCAAUCCUAAUGAGGCCAGGACUGUGGGAAUGGCAACACACAAGAACAUUAAUCACAUCAACAAACAGAUUAUAGUCGAGUUUUUUGUGCAGUUUUGCACCCGCUUUCUUCCGUCCAUCAUUGUUGCUGUUGUUAGUUUUGCUGUGGUUCUUCACUCUUUCUGUGAAAGCAUUCCCACAGGAAAGUGUCUGCUGUAUGAUUUUAG